This is a messenger RNA of Cryptosporidium muris RN66, 828 nucleotides long. RefSeq lists its product as uncharacterized. Bases 1 to 828 code for a protein of 275 amino acids. The record is from RefSeq and is a predicted model, not a curated record. NCBI's taxonomy places the organism in Eukaryota, Apicomplexa, Conoidasida, Eucoccidiorida, Cryptosporidiidae. The transcript has a single exon.
AUGAGUAAUAAGCUUUUAGAUUUUAAUGAAGAUCCCUUUGAUGUAGACUCAUUCCAAGAAAAUUUUACCUCAGCUCCUAGCAUGGCUCAAACUGAUACUAACUUAAAUAUAAUAGAUGGAUUAGACAAUAAACUUGAACAGAAUGUGGACAUACAUUCAAUGAAUGUUAGUGGGAAGAAUAAUUAUAAUGAAGAUUUAAGUUAUGUUGCUAAUGAAUCUCUAUAUAACAAGUUAGAUGAAAUUAAAACAAACAUGGAGAUAAGUUUAAAGUCAAAAUUUACUUAUCAAUCAAAACAACUUUAUGUAUUAGAAAAUAGAAUUGAAAAUAUUGAAAGGAAAUUAGAUGAAUUUAUUAACUUAUUUCAGAACAGACUAAAAUAUUCUGUUCAACAACAAGCACAAUCACGUUUAGGAUUUAACAGUAAUCAAGGCAAUCAAUUAUUCAGUAAUAAUGUAAAAAACUCAUCACUAAAAUCUCAAACUUCUACAAUAGGUGUAAAUGAUGAAUUUAUAAAUAAUAGAAAAAAUGAAGAAAUUAUUAAGAUAAACCAAAGGGAAACUGAAAAACGUGCUGAAAUUGAUAGAUUAAGAAAAAUAGAAAUAGAAAGGAAACGAAAAGAAGAAGAAGAAAGAAGAAAAAUUGAGGAGGAAAGAUGUAGACAAAUUGAGGAAUUUGAAAAAAGAUCCAAAUUAGAUCAAAAGAGGAAAGAAAUAAUGAAUUCUUUAUUUACAACCACUAAUAGUAAUAAUGCAACAAAAGAUAAAAAACCAAGUUUAUUUGGAGAUGAUCCUGGAAAUAAACUUAGAAAUUCUUUAUUUGAUGAUUAA